Oreochromis niloticus (Nile tilapia) is the source of this 1785-nucleotide messenger RNA. It is a transcript of the gene mtf2, whose product is annotated as metal response element binding transcription factor 2. Gene Ontology annotation, biological process: negative regulation of gene expression, epigenetic. The transcript is spliced from 15 exons. Gene Ontology annotation, cellular component: nucleus. Bases 220 to 1782 code for a protein of 520 amino acids. Lineage: Eukaryota; Metazoa; Chordata; Actinopteri; Cichliformes; Cichlidae. Gene Ontology annotation, molecular function: chromatin binding; DNA binding. The record is from RefSeq and is a predicted model, not a curated record.
UCCCAUAAUGCACUCCCCGAUCACCAGCGGGAAACCAAAAUGGCGAACUUGCUCGGGGAAAAUGAACCGUUUGUUAUUUUCUGAGGAAGCCACAAACCCCGCAUGUUUUCCAGACACGCUUUGGAAGUGAAUUCAGUUGCUCGAGGAGCGGGAUAAGAGCGGCUCUUCUGUCCGGUUAUUUUUGUCGUACGAGUCGUUUGUAGAAGCGGAGGUGACCGAAUGAGAGACUCAGGGGUUGUGGAUCACCUGUCUGUGCAUCACAGAGCUCAUCCCCCGCAGCGGCAGCAGCAGGCUGUGUCCUUGUCCCCCACAAGCCUUUCUGCCAGGGGAGAGUAUGGAGAAGACAGCAUGUCUGAUAGGUUUUCAGAGGGACAGGAUGUCCUGGCCCGGUGGUCAGAUGGCCUUUUCUACUUGGGGACAAUCGCAAAGAUAGAUCGGGACAAGCACCGAUGUUUUGUGGUUUUUGAGGAUCGGUCAAAGUCUUGGGUUCUUUGGAAGGAUAUUCAAACAGGGGAAGAAGAUGAUGAGGAUGACGACGACGAUGACAUUGUCUGCUCCAUAUGCCAGGACGAAACUUCAGAGGAACCCAAUGAGAUUGUCAUUUGUGACAAAUGUGGACAAGGCUACCACCAGCGGUGUCACUCCCCUGUCAUCGAUGCUGCUGUCAUCGACUCUGAUGACAAGUGGCUUUGCUCAGAGUGCGAGCUCACUUCUCUAUCUAAGACGGGUGGUCCGCACAGAAGAGGAGCGUCUGCUAAAGGCUUUUUGCAGCAGGAACAGCAGGAGCCGCAGCACAUGGAGCUACACCUGUCCUUCCCAUAUGUGCUGGAGGAGCUGGUGUGGGACCACGGCCACAAAACCAACAUCCAGCAGUGCUACUGCUACUGUGGCGGUCCAGGAGACUGGUACCUGAAGAUGCUGCAGUGCAACAUGUGUCAGCAAUGGUUCCAUGAAGCCUGUCUUCAUUGCUUACAGAUGCCAAUGCUCUACGGAGAUAGGUUUUAUGUGUUUGUUUGUUCCGUUUGCAACGGUGGACCGGAGUACCUCAGCCGUCUGCCUCUCAGCUGGAAGGAUGUCGCACACCUGAGCCUCUACAACCUGAGUGUGAUCCACAAGAAGAAGUACUUUGACUCAGAAAUGGACCUGAUGGUGUACAUCAAUGAUAACUGGGAGCUGCUGCAGCUGGGGGAGCUCGCCAACACUCCACGAUCAGAGCGAUAUGAAAAUGUUCUGGAGGCGCUUAACAAUAAUAGCUGCAUGUUCAUGUCAGGAAAGGAGGUGAAGAAAAAGAAGCACUUGUUUGGCCUGAGGAUCCGUUUUCCUCCUGUUCCCCCCAACUGUGACGAGCCAACCAGCAGAGCGAUGGAGAAGGCUUCACAUGAGAUAACCAUCAAGGGAUGCAAGUCCACUAAAGCACUGUCCGCCAUCAGAAGUCCCAGUGCUCUCACCAAUGGCACAGAGAAGAAGAAGAAAAAGAAGAAGAGAAAGAGGAAGCAAGGAGCACGCUCUCUGGAGACUCUGGCUAAACCACAACGCUCCAGUGAGCCCUUGUCCCAGGAAAUCAGGAGACCUCCACCGUUAGAGCCCCAUGCAUUGGAUCACUUUACAUCUGUCAAGAGUGACGGGUCUCUGCUGUCUUUAAAAACUUCAGAUGUGGAAUCCAUUGGUACCCUGAGCACUUCAGAAACUACCUCAACUAGCAUUUCAAGACAGUCCAGCCUCUGCAGCUCCAACAAGACACGUACAGCAGCCCCUGUCAUGCCUGUUUCCCCCCACCUUUAAAAC